Colletotrichum lupini is the source of this 708-nucleotide messenger RNA. RefSeq lists its product as uncharacterized. The record is from RefSeq and is a predicted model, not a curated record. Lineage: Eukaryota; Fungi; Ascomycota; Sordariomycetes; Glomerellales; Glomerellaceae. The transcript is spliced from 3 exons. Bases 1 to 708 code for a protein of 235 amino acids.
AUGCUCUGGGCGCUCGAACGUCUUUUAGUCAUAAAGCCAUGGAUCGGAAGCUCACAUCCUGGGUUUCUCAGCGAUUUUGCAGUGUCCAUCGGCAAGGCCUGCUCAAUUCUUUGGAUAGCUCGACAGAAGUGUGACGUUCCAAACCCAUACUAUAACGCCUAUGGAUACCUCGAGUCUAUUGAUGGAUUCUUCCUCUCACUGGUACAUGCAGGCGGUUUGUUCCUUGUUGGAGAACUCGGCAUUCUAUUCUGGGGCCAGCCCGGAGAAAGGCAGCAAGUACGAAGCUUCUGGUUCGUCUUACGUCAAGGCUCUCACGCCCUCGGUUGGAUGAUGGCGUUGGGAGUCGUCGGGAUCCAAAUAUCAAUCUCGAUUAUGAAGCAGUACCAUGUCUUGGGACUGCCAGGAGCGGGAGACGUACGCACUGCAUCGCAAGACCUUGCUUCAGAUGGCAUGGUCAAGAUCCUGCUCUUCUUCGUCGGGCUUCUGCUAUGUUUACCAUUCCAAUCAGUGGGAGGACCAUGGCUGUGGGGCAAUUUGCUCCUGACCACUGCUACUUGGACCUGGCGACUGGCCAGGGUCUUUGAAAAGAAGGGCUUGGGUGAGAUUACCCCUCAUGUUACCGCAUUAAUCGUAGACAUAUUCUACGCGAGAAUGCCAACUGUUUUUCUCUUGGCCAUGUUUACCUUGUUCUUGCGACCAGGUCGAUGA